Emys orbicularis (European pond turtle) is the source of this 1461-nucleotide messenger RNA. It is a transcript of the gene MADCAM1, whose product is annotated as mucosal vascular addressin cell adhesion molecule 1. Lineage: Eukaryota; Metazoa; Chordata; Testudines; Emydidae. Bases 1 to 1461 code for a protein of 486 amino acids. Gene Ontology annotation, cellular component: membrane. The record is from RefSeq and is a predicted model, not a curated record. The transcript is spliced from 5 exons. Gene Ontology annotation, molecular function: integrin binding involved in cell-matrix adhesion. Gene Ontology annotation, biological process: integrin-mediated signaling pathway; positive regulation of lymphocyte migration; heterotypic cell-cell adhesion.
AUGGAGCCAACUCCUCUCCUCCUGCUCCUCAGCCUGGGCUGGACUUGCAGCGGCCGGCUGACUGUGCUGCCCCAGGAACCGCUAGUCCAGAUUGGAGGAUCCAUUCAGUUGAACUGCUCCUUGGACUGUCCGGAUGGGACGCCCCAGUGGAAGGGGCUGGACACCAACCUGGGGAACAUCAUCUCCACCCCCACCUAUAGCCUCCUGCUCAUCACCAAUGCUGCCGUAGCCAUGGAGGGCACGAAGUUCUGCGUGGGGAACUGCCAAGGGAAGUCCCACCAGGGGUCGACCAACCUGCAAGUGUACUCUCUUCCAGAUACAUUGCAGCUGGAAACCCAGCCCAAGGAGCUGGUGGCUGGGCAGCCAGCCCAUCUCCACUGCUCUAUUAGCAAGGUGUACCCACCCGGCUCCUUGACUCUGAGCUGGUAUCAGGGGGACCAGAGAUUGGAGAGCCCAGACCCUGAAGAAGCGGCUGAUGACGAGGAGCUGUUCAGUUAUGACUCUGACCUGGAGGUCCCAGGGGAGAAGGUGACGGAUGGCAUGGAGUUCAGGUGUGAGGUGGAGCUGCUGCUGCCAUCAGACAGGAGUUUCCACCGGGCCACAGCGGUGACUGUGAGCACAAAAGCUGCAGCAGAACAGCCCACAACUGAGUCAGUCACUGGCCAAGAGAAUCCCAGAACUGAGUCUCCGGCUACUACAGAGAACCCCCCUGCUACGGACUGCAGCCCCACAACUGGGCUUGGGGCUACUACAGGGAACCCUGCCACAGAACUGACUUCUGCAGUGAGCCCCACCGCAGAGUUCAUUGUCACAUCGCACAAGCCCAGUGCCAAAGCCACCUCUGUCCACUGGCUGGUGACCACAGAGACCCUCGCCACCGAGUCCAGGGCUGCCUCACAGCACCCCAGUGCAGGCACAGUCACAACAGACUGGAGCCCCAGCAGUGCCUCGAGUUCUGCUACAGAGAACCCCACCACAGGGGAUGUGGCUAGCACAGAGAACCCUCUGACCAAGAAAGCCACUAGUGACAGGAGCCCCAGAACAGAGUCUGUCUGCAACCUUCAGAUCAGGCCUGUCCCUCCUAAAGGGACCACCGGGGAAGCCCUGAAGAUCAUAUGCGAGGCAGAGUGCGGUGAGAAUGUUACCAUCAGGUGGUUGAAAACCCCUGUGGUGCUCUCUCAGUACCAGGAGGAGGCGUCUGAGGGCAAAUCCACCCUGACUGUUGACCGUGUAGGUCUCGACCACCAAGGGAUCUAUGAGUGCGUCAUGCUGAGCAGGAGACUCCAGGUGGCGAGACUCCACAUCGCUGUGUCUGCUGCUAUCUUCAGCACCGACUCCGCCAUCGUGGUCGGGACGGCAAGCUCUCUCCUGGGCCUGAUAGUGACAGCAUUUGCAUCACAUCGCCUGUGGCGACGACUCCACCCACCGGGCCUGAAGAGCCCUAAGGGGAACAGCGUUUAG